UUCUGCUGCGACACUGCUGUACUUCCGGUCUGCAGAUUUCGAUUGCGAAAGUGUAAGUUACGAAGGAUUUGAAAUGCCAAAGUUAAAUUGUCGACGCACAUUAUUGGUUAAGGAACGGACUGUAAAGCACUUUAAUGCUAGAACUGGAAAAUUUGAAACGGUGAUAGCUUCCGCAGUCUCAGAUGUGCAGCCAGUACAGGAAAGUAUUCGAAUGAUAUUUAAUCCUGUCACUCGAAAACUGGUAAGGGCGAACAUUAAUGCAGACUCAAAUGUGCAACAGCCAGUUGUGUACCCUGAUCCAGAAGUCUGUGUUUCUAAUGACACCCAAGACAAAUGUGGUAGGUUAAAUAGUCCAAACACAUUAUUGGUUAAGGAACGGACUGUAAAACACUUUAAUCCUAGAACUAGAAAAUUUGAAACGGUGACAGUUCCCGCAGUCUCAGAUGUGCAGCCAGUACAGGAACGUAUUCGAAGGAUUUUUAAUCCUGUGACUCGUAAACUGACAAGGGUUUAUGCAGGCUCAAAAGUGCAGCAGCCAGUUGUGUGCCCUGAUCCAGAAGUCUGUGUUUCUAAUGACACCCAAGACAAAUGUGAAAGUGGAGCACGCCCAUACUCGACAGUGACAGUUCAACAGAAGCAACAAGUACGAGACACACCAACAGUUCAACAGAAUCAACAGGUACAAGACACGCCAACAGUUCAACAGAAUCAACAGGUACGAGACACACCAACAGUUCAACAGAAUCAACAGGUACAAGACACGCCAACAGUUCAACAGAAUCAACAGGUACAAGACACAGCAACAGUUCAACAAAAGACACAGGUACAAGACACAACGACGUCUCAGCAGACACAGCAGGUACAAGACACAAAUUUUGCUGCUUCCUCCCAACGACCGACAGUAUGCAUCGAUGUAUUUGAAUUUUCAGCUGAAGGUACAAUGCCCUCUUCCAAGACCACAAAAAGAGCUCGUCCCAAGAGAGUGGAAAAGGUGAUCAACCCCUUGACAGGGAGAUCGGUGACCGUUAAGGAGAAUAAGCGACGAAAACAAGACACAGAUGUUGUUGCUCCCUCCCAGCAACCGAUCCUGACACCACAGGUACAAGACACAGAUGUUGCUGCUCCCUCCCAGCAGCCGAUCCUCACGCCACAGGUACAAGACACAGAUGUUGCUGCUCCCUCCCAGCAGCCGAUCCUCACGCCACAGGUACAAGACACAGAUGUUGCUGCUCCCUCCCAGCAACUGAUCCUGACGCCACAUGUACAAGACACAGUUUUUGCUGCUCCUUCCCAGCAACUGAUUCCCACGACAUUAUGCAUUGAUGCAUUUGAAUCUAUAGUCAUAGAAAAUGGAGCAAGGCCUGAUGUGAAGAAAGAAGUAAAGUGUUCUGACAAAUGGGAAAAGACAUGUCAGGAACUACUGAUUGUGCACACUGAGCUGUGCACUGUUCCAGAUCAAAGACAGUGUAUCUGUUGUGGCUUCAAUUUACCAACAGUCCGCUGUUUGGACUGCGGCAGCCAUGUACUUUUCUGUGAGGAAGACUUUGUUGAGCAUCACAAGAAUGCUGCAUUUCAUAGUCCAGAAAUAUGGAAUGGACAUUGUUUUGUGCCGUAUGCAGCCAACUUGCCUGUACUUGUGCAUAACAAUCACAAGGUACCAAAUUGUGCAAAACAUACCAAGGAAAUCACUGUGAUUGGAAUGAGAGGUCACCCACAGCUGUUUACUUUUGAAUUCUGCACAUGUGAGAGUGACAACGUUACACUACUGCGCCAUCGCCUUUGGGCUUCUUCCCCAGAAAUGCCAUCUUUGGCUUUGAAACUGGAUAUCAUGGAGUGGCUGCAUGCAUUAGCACUUGAACGUCAAGUUUCAUUUAAGGGGUCUGUCAAUGCCUUGGCAACCAGACUUAGCAAGAUAGAGAAUAUGAACAGCAAGCAGGUCAAGGGAGUAUACCAGGCCCUAAUAACUGAUGCAUUUACACUGUACAUGCGUCAUGAGUACCAGUUGGUGAAGCUGCAGCGAGUUGAUCCAUAUUCUCCUGCCUCUCAUGUGGUGAAAGAAGAAAUUGAAGUUAAAACAAAAUACCCUGCAACUGAUGGAAAUCAGCCAGUGUUGUCUGAAUACUCUGAAAACGUGAUCAAAGAAGAGACUGCAAAAGACCCUGCAAUGAAUGUAAGUCAGCCAGUCUGUCUGAAUACUCCUGAUUAGUGUCUGCUCUUCACCCACUUCACAUAGAAUUUCUCACAGACUGCCUUCACUGUUGGUUCUUGCAUCAUCCAGCAAAAUCUACUGCACAAGUACCUUGGUAUGAAUCCUCGCAUGGCUCUGAAAUGUGGACAGGUUUUUUGAAAAUAUUUUUUACUUUAACAACAAUAUACCAUGUGAUUAAAAUAUUAAAGAAAGGAAGCCUAUAUUGGCAAGAAA
Pomacea canaliculata is the source of this 2422-nucleotide messenger RNA. RefSeq lists its product as uncharacterized. The transcript is spliced from 10 exons. The coding region runs from base 74 to 2206 and encodes 710 amino acids. Lineage: Eukaryota; Metazoa; Mollusca; Gastropoda; Architaenioglossa; Ampullariidae. The record is from RefSeq and is a predicted model, not a curated record.